AGAGGUCUAAACAAGCAAAUUAAGAUUCAAGUGAGAGCUAGCUUUUGACCUUUAUUCCACCCUUCUACAAAGAGCUUCACAUGUUAGUGGUUGGCUUGGCUGAAAAGUGAACAAUCGGUGAUUGAACAUCUUAUUUGCCAACUAUAAUCAAACCUUUUUGAUGGCUUCCUUUUUUGGAUUCUCAAGUAAAACAAUGGAAGACGAGUACAAAGGAUCUCCAUAUCGACGUCGUUUUGAUGUGGAAACUGGUGGUUCAGGUGACGGUUUAGAUGAUGAAGGCGGUGGUAGUUUCAGUCCAUUUUAUCUACAUACUACUAAAAAUGCUCCAAUUGAACGCCUUAAACGGUGGAGGCAAGCUGCACUUGUUUUAAAUGCUUCUCGAAGAUUCCGUUACACCUUGGACUUGAAGAAGGAAGAAGAUAAGAAAGAAAUAAUAAGGAAGAUCAGGACACAUGCACAAGUUGUACGAGCUGCAAAUCUGUUCAAGGAAGCUGCAGAAAAAGCAAAGGUAAGCCAAGAGUACCCUGAUGUUCCACAUGGCGAUUAUGGAGUCAAGCAGGAGGAACUUGCUGCUAUGUCAAAAGAACACGAUGUGUCACUUCUACAUCAAUUGGGCGGGGUAAAUGGGUUAGCAGAAAAGCUCAAAUCAAAUUUAGAUAAGGGGAUCCCAGGGACUGAUGAAGAUGCGUUGCAAAGGAAAAAUGCAUUUGGAUCAAACACAUAUCCUCGGAAGAAGGGGCGAAGUUUUUGGCGGUUUCUUUGGGAGGCUUGUCAAGAUUUGACCUUAAUAAUAUUGAUGGUAGCUGCUGUAGCGUCUUUGGCUCUCGGUAUCAAAUCAGAGGGAAUAAAAGAAGGAUGGUUUGAUGGUGGAAGCAUCCUCUUCGCCGUUUUCAUUGUUAUUGUUGUUACAGCCAUCAGUGAUUACAGACAAUCUCUACAGUUUCAAAAUCUAAAUGAUGAGAAAAGGAAUAUACACCUGGAGAUUAUCCGAGGAGGUAGAAGGGUGGAGGUUUCAAUAUUUGACAUUGUUGUUGGAGAUGUUAUACCUCUGAAAAUUGGUGAUCAGGUUCCUGCUGAUGGAGUGCUAAUAUCUGGUCAAUCUCUUGCUAUUGAUGAGUCAAGUAUGACUGGAGAGAGCAAGAUUGUUGCCAAGGAUUCUAAGUCACCCUUCUUAAUGUCUGGCUGCAAAAUAGCUGAUGGUUAUGGAACUAUGCUGGUUACAAGUGUGGGUAUAAACACAGAAUGGGGUAUGCUUAUGGCCAGUAUAUCAGAAGACACUGGUGAAGAAACACCAUUGCAGGUGCGUUUAAAUGGCCUUGCUACUUUUAUUGGUAUAGCUGGGCUGACGGUGGCCUUUGUUGUUUUAGUUGUUCUUAUCGCAAGGUACUUCACUGGUCAUACAGAAAAUCCCGAUGGAAGUCCACAGUUCAAGGCAGGAAAGACAAGUGCCAGUCAUGCGAUAGAUGGAGUUAUCAAGAUUUUCACUGUUGCCGUGACUAUUGUGGUUGUUGCUGUUCCGGAAGGUCUUCCAUUGGCUGUCACCUUAACGCUUGCUUACUCAAUGAGAAAAAUGAUGAAAGACAAGGCUUUGGUUCGAAGGCUUUCGGCUUGUGAAACCAUGGGUUCUGCCACUACCAUAUGCAGCGACAAGACUGGAACUUUGACCUUGAAUCAGAUGACUGUUGUGGAGGCUUAUGCAAAUGGGAAGAAAGUUGAUCCUCCAAAUGAUGGUUCAUUGUUGUCUCCUAUGUUGUCCUCUGUACUCAUCGAGGGUGUUGCGCAAAAUACAACUGGCUGUGUCUUUCUGCCCGAGGGUGGAGGCGAUGUUGAAAUCUCUGGGUCACCCACUGAAAAGGCCAUCCUUUCCUGGGGAGUUAAGCUCGGAAUGAACUUCGAGGCUAAAAGAUCGGAGUCUACGAUCAUCCAUGCCUUCCCGUUUAAUUCAGAGAAAAAACGGGGAGGUGUUGCAGUUAAAACACACGGUUCUGAAGUCCAUAUACAUUGGAAGGGAGCUGCUGAGAUUGUCUUGGCCUCAUGCUCCAGUUACAUGGAUGAAAAAGAUUCUGUGAUGGCAUUAAAUGAAAACAAGCUGGCAUUCUUUAAGAAGGCUAUUGAACAGAUGGCUGUGCAAAGUCUUCGCUGUGUUGCCCUUGCAUAUAGAUCAUGUGAGAUGGAUAAAGUGCCAUCUGAUGAAGAGCAAAUGUCUCAGUGGGUGUUGCCCGAGGAUGAGUUAAUUUUGCUAGCAAUUGUUGGUAUAAAGGAUCCUUGUCGUCCCGGAGUCAGAGAUUCAGUUGAGUUGUGCAGGGCUGCUGGUGUCAAGGUGCGUAUGGUUACUGGUGACAAUCUUCAGACUGCAAAAGCAAUAGCUUUGGAGUGCGGCAUCCUAGCUUCAGAUGCAGAUGCUAAUGAACCAAAUUUAAUCGAGGGAAAGUCAUUCCGUAACAAGUCAGAAGCCGAGAGAGAAGAGAUUGCAGAAAAGAUAUCGGUUAUGGGAAGGUCUUCACCCAAUGACAAGCUUUUGCUUGUCCAAGCUUUAAAGAGGAAGGGUCAUGUUGUAGCUGUUACCGGAGAUGGUACCAAUGAUGCUCCAGCAUUACAUGAGGCAGACAUUGGUCUUGCAAUGGGUAUUGCAGGUACAGAAGUGGCAAAAGAAAGCUCAGAUAUCAUCAUCUUGGAUGAUAAUUUUGCUUCUGUUGUAAAGGUUGUUCGAUGGGGUAGAUCUGUAUAUGCAAACAUACAGAAAUUCAUACAGUUCCAGCUGACAGUUAAUGUGGCAGCCCUUGUUAUUAAUGUCGUUGCUGCAUUUUCCACUGGUGAUGUCCCAUUAAAUGCUGUGCAGCUUCUCUGGGUGAAUCUGAUAAUGGAUACUCUCGGAGCUCUUGCAUUGGCUACAGAACCACCUACGGAUCACCUUAUGCACAGACCACCUGUUGGUCGAAGGGAACCUCUUAUUACAAAUAUUAUGUGGAGGAACCUAUUGAUUCAGGCUAUCUACCAAAUAAUUGUUCUGCUUGUACUCAACUUCGACGGCCGGAAUAUCUUACGUCUACAGCAUACUCAACAUGCUAACCAAGUAAAGAACACGGUGAUCUUCAAUGCAUUUGUUCUUUGCCAGAUAUUUAAUGAGUUCAAUGCUCGCAAGCCUGAUCAGAUCAACAUAUUUGAUGGAGUUAUUAAAAACAAAUUGUUCAUUGGAAUAGUAGGACUAACAUUGAUACUUCAGAUUGUGAUAGUUGAGUUUCUUGGGAAGUUUGCUAAAACUGUAAAGCUGGACUGGCAAUUGUGGCUUGUCUGCAUCGUUAUCGGUGUAAUCAGUUGGCCUCUUGCUGCAUUGGGAAAGUUGAUACCUGUAGCAGAGACUCCGCUCAGCAACUACUUAAAUUGCAGAAAACUACGUCAGAGAAGUCAUCAUAAUUAGGGAAGGAAGAUACCGGCAACCAUACAAAAAUGAAGAUAGAUAGUACCAUCAAUUUUCUGCUCACUUUUGCUUUUGAUCUCUAACAAUACGAUGUGAAUAUAUGGAUAUGCCAAAGCCCUGUGCACAGAUUAGAUGUAUAAUGAUUUUCGUCUGAUCCCCUUAUUUGGAUUGUCUGCAAAUUCGAAGUGGUGCUCGCUUCAUGGAGAGUAGAUAGCUUUGUUUUAGCACGAAAAACCUCUCGGCAUUUGGCAUUUAUUGACCGAGAUCCAACAACAUUUUCGUUUGUUAGUUCUUUGGCAAAUAGAUGAUGAUGAUGGUGGGUUUUGGAAGCUAUCAAACAUGCUCAUUGUUACUCCAUACUUUUUACUCUUUUGCAUAUUCUUGCGUUCUGGUUGCAUAUAUGAUCAAGAAUCUUGUACUA
Beta vulgaris subsp. vulgaris (sugar beet) is the source of this 3839-nucleotide messenger RNA. Its product is annotated as calcium-transporting ATPase 10, plasma membrane-type. Gene Ontology annotation, cellular component: intracellular membrane-bounded organelle; membrane. The record is from RefSeq and is a predicted model, not a curated record. The transcript has 36 exons. Lineage: Eukaryota; Viridiplantae; Streptophyta; Magnoliopsida; Caryophyllales; Amaranthaceae. Gene Ontology annotation, molecular function: ATP hydrolysis activity; ATP binding; P-type calcium transporter activity. Gene Ontology annotation, biological process: calcium ion transmembrane transport. Bases 161 to 3418 code for a protein of 1085 amino acids.